This is a messenger RNA of Scylla paramamosain (green mud crab), 2445 nucleotides long. Its product is annotated as KRAB-A domain-containing protein 2-like. Lineage: Eukaryota; Metazoa; Arthropoda; Malacostraca; Decapoda; Portunidae. Gene Ontology annotation, biological process: DNA integration. The transcript is spliced from 2 exons. The coding region runs from base 509 to 2026 and encodes 505 amino acids. Gene Ontology annotation, molecular function: nucleic acid binding. The record is from RefSeq and is a predicted model, not a curated record.
GUAAAGUGACAUAUUUUUUCAGGCAAUUUGUGAACUGUCUGGUUCACCCAGUCAAUCUGUAAAUCAGCUAAAAAUCUCAGACAAUUUACAAAGUGACUUAAAUUUUGAUAGAUUUUCUUGGCAUAUUGACUGAAAUGAUCCUGCCAUGGAUCACAAAUCCCUGACCCCGCCCUGCCGAGGAACGAACCCAGCUGUACGGUGUGUGUGUGUGUGUGUGUGUGUGUUUAACUACCUGUUACCUUUCAGUAUAACUAUGUUGGUAUGGGCAAGGUCACAAAUCAUCGACUCCGUCCGAGUCCUUGUGUGUGUGGGUGUUGGAGAUUCAAAAAAUUUCCGAUCACAAACGAACCCCCAACUGUGUGUGUGUGUGUGUGUGUGUGUGUGUGUGUGUGUGACAUUGGCCGGUACAGGCGUCUGGGGGCUGGACAGCUAGCCAGAGCAGUUGUGUGUUGGCCUUGUCCUGGCAUUGUCCUUCCGUGAGGUGCAGGCAACUUCAUUAGCAGAAGAAAUGGCGUGUUCCCAAGAAGCAAAGUUUUACGAGAAAGUGAUGUUGAAAAAGAACUCUGAUUCAAAGUCAUUAAUAAUGACUAAAAUUGAGUACUACAAUCUGAUAGAGGAACUCAGAGUUGCAGCAAGUGCGAAAAAUAAAUCUAAUCGGCAGUAUUACAUCCUUGGACGUUACGAAGUUCUUCAGUGUGGUGGAGUUGAAAAGUUGAUAAAAAAACGGAAGGAUGAAACUCAAGAGCUUGUUUAUUUUGUGCACGUUGAGGAUUUGUUUGAAACAAUAAAACGUGCUCACAUUGCAACGGGACAUGGCGGCAGAGACAAAAUGGUCAAAGAACUCUCAAGAUAUGCGAAUGUAACGAGAGAUACUGUAGAACUGUUCAAAUCUUUGUGUGUUCAGUGUCAAAAGAAACGGAAGAGAUGUGCGACUAAGGGUGUUACUGUCAAACCGAUCUUGUCUAAUGACUACGGUUCACGAGCUCAGGUGGAUCUUGUUGACAUGCAGUCUUGCGCCAAAGGAAAAUAUAAGUGGAUAAUGGUGUACCAAGAUCAUCUAACAAAGUAUUGCAUAUUGCGUCCCUUAACUUCAAAAAGAGCCGCUGAGGUUGCAUUCCAGCUAAUGGACGUAUUUUUAAUGUUCGGAGCCCCUCAAAUUCUUCAGAGUGAUAAUGGUAGUGAAUUUACAGCAUUGGUAAUUUCGGAACUCAAACUUCUUUGGCCUGACCUGUUGAUCGUUCAUGGUAAACCAAGGCAUCCACAGAGCCAGGGAUCAGUUGAACGCCUUAACUGUGAUAUAAAAGACAUGCUUAUUUCAUGGUUAGGGGAUAAUGAUACAAGUGACUGGCCCAUGGGCCUCAGGUUUGUGCAGUUCCAAAAGAACACCAGCUACCAUUCCGGAAUCAAACAAUCCCCAUACAAAGCACUCUUUGGUGUUGAGGCCAGAGUAGGUCUACGCUCAACUGCACUUCCAGAAGAAGUUUUGAAGACAAUGAUCACCGAAGAGGAUUUACUUGGAGCUUACAGUUUCCCCUCUGACUCUCCUCGUCCAGACGAAUCACCCGAUUCACCUGAAUGCUCUGCUCCUCCAAAUGACUCGCCAAAGGACUUCGCUCAGCCAGAUGGCUCAUCAGAGGCCUCUAACUCUCAUCGUCCAGACGAAUCACCCGAUUCACCUGAAUGCUCUGCUCCACGAAAUGUUAUCGGGGUUAUUUUAGAUCGUAAUGAAAAUGACAUGUAUCGAAUAGGCGUGAGAGAUGGAAUACUCAAGGGGCGCUAUAGUAGGAGCCAAUUCGAUAUUUGCAGCCAGCAACUGUAUAGUAUUGGUGAAGUAAGUGCAGACAAGGAAAUAGGACUUCGUCAGGCAGUACAGCAAUCGUCUAGGUUUGGUGGUCAAGGUUAUGCUAAGUGCAACUGUACUGUAGGCAAGAAACAGUGUCAAACAAAUCGCUGUAAAUGUUACAAAGAAGGUUACAAGUGCAAUAGUCGGUGCCACUCUAGCUUAACUUGUAAGAAUAAAAACUAAAAUAAUAUUAAAUGUUGCAUUUUAUACUUUAUUUUUUACUUUUGAUAUAAUAUAGUUACUCAGGUUUUAAAAAAUAAAAUUUUACUCAAGAAUCUGGUUUGUUUUUCUGUCAGUUCAUUACUUACUAUGAGUCAAUAUGUCAAGAAAACAAUGAGCUUUCAGCUCACACGGAGAAGGUAACAGGUAGUUAAACACACACACACACACACACACACACACACACACACAACCAUUGCAGAUACAUAGCAGGAUCAUUUCAGUCAAUAUGCCAAGAAAAUCUAUCAAGAUUUAAGGCACUUUGUAAAUUGCCUGAGAUUUUUAGCUGAUUUACAGAUUGACUGGGUGAACCAGGCAGUUCACAAAUUGCCUGAAAAAAUAAGUCACUUUACAAAUUGUCUGGAUUCAGGUAUUGACUGUAA